CAUCUCCGAUCCGCCGCCGCCGCGCAGCGAGCACGGGAACACGCGUCUCGCCAAGUCCUUCGGCCCCGCUCCACCUGGUGACGUGCGCCGCGGAGCGCAGACAGGCCACCGACCGACCAGCCCGCAGCCGCUGCCCGCUCCUCAGUGUCGCUCCUCCGCCGGGAGAUGCAACCCCAGUCCGUGCGGGAUAGAGACUGCGUCCGGGCUUAAGAAGCAGCGUCGCAGCGAAACCAGGACGGACGCCGGGGGACCGGAGCAGCGAGUGGCCGGUAGGUGAACGCACGGUGUAGACGGCAAAACUCAAAAGAUCUAAUUUGUCUGUGAUGAGCAUCCCCAUCCACCGGAGACCAAAGGCCUGCCCCCUUGGUUCCCUCUGAGAGAAAAAGGAAGUGAUGUCACGCCACCACCACCGCUUUGAGCGGGACUACCGAGGGCCCUGGGAGCGGAGAGACAUCCGUCCCUCGGGCCUCCACAAUGGAGGAGCCAAUCAUAGCUGUGCCUCCGCCGUCGUCAAUGGCAACAACCGUCCGGGACUCCUCCCCCUCCCGGUGAUUCCCUCUCUCCUCCCCAUCCCGGCUACAGUUGCCGUGACAACAUCCAGUGGCGACAUAGUGGUCAAGCGGUGCAUCACGGCAGCCGGAUCCGUGGCUCCGGCGUCGGCCAAGGUCUCUGGUCUGUCACCCGGAGACAACCAGACACCAGGACUGCUGCUGGCUCCGGGGGUGAGGUGGGGACAGACGCCCAUCAACCAGCACACACCGUGGGACACCGAUGAGCCCCCUGCCAAGCAACAUCGAGACAGCGAGCCCAACGGUCCCGGGUCCUGGGCUGCACCGGUAGCCGCGGUGAGCCAGCCCAGCCUCCUGCCCCACACCUACGCCCUCGCUCAUCCGCCGUCCUUCAACCACAGUGUGACCGCGCAGUCGCCGAUCAUAGGAGUAACCGCAUCCAUGCAGACGCCAGUGCCCCCGCAGCACCCGCUCAUGACCGCCCACUUCCAGCUGACGCCGCACUCGACACAGCAGCCGCCCUCGAUGGUCCUGAGCAUGCCUCCGUACCACUCGGCUCUGCCCACCAUUGCACCAUCCAUCCUCGCUGCCCAGGCCAACCACGUGGUUCACCCGUUCCCUCACAGCGUGAUGGGCAACGGCCACCUAACCUCUCACCUCAUCCAGCCCCCCGCCCUGCCUCUGACCAAUGGACAGGCAGCAGCGGCGCUGGCCCAAAACACGGCUGCAGACAAUCAGGACGCUCCGAACGGGCUGCAAAUGCUGCGGACGGUCGGGAGGGGGAAGUACGAGUUCAGCGACCCGGGACAUCCGAAAGAGAUGUUGAGGGAGCUGAACCAACAGCGCAGAGCGAAAGAGUUUACAGACCUGAAAAUAAUUGUUGAAGGCAAAGAGUUUGAAGUCCACCAAAAUGUUCUAGCUUCCUGCAGCUUGUAUUUCAAGGACCUGGUGAAAAGGUCUUCGGGGGAGACGAGGAGCGGCGAGACGCUGGAGCUGAACAUGAGCAACAUCAGCGCCGACGUGCUGGAGCUGCUGCUCGAGUUCGUCUACACCGGGUCCCUGGUCAUCGACUCGGCCAACGCCAAGACGCUGCUGGAGGCCGCCAACAAGUUCCAGUUCAACACCUUCUGCAAAGUCUGCGUGUCCUUCCUAGAGAAACAGUUGACUGCAGCAAACUGUCUCGGAGUGCUGGCCAUGGCCGAAGCCAUGAGUUGCACGGAGCUCCACAACAUGGCCAAAGCUUUUGCACUGCAGAACUUCCCUGAGGUUGCAGGACAGGAGGAGAUUCUCAGUGUUUCCAAGGAGGACCUGGUGGCCUACCUGUCCAACGACAGUCUAAACACAAAGGCGGAGGAGCUGGUUUAUGAGACGAUCGUCCGAUGGAUCAAACAAGACCCCAACUCCAGAUCGCAGCAUUUAUCAGAGCUGCUGGCGGUGGUGCGUCUUCCCUUCAUCCACCCGUCCUACCUGCUGAACGUGGUGGACAACGAGGAGCUGAUCAAGUCGACGGAGGCGUGUCGCGAUCUGGUCAACGAGGCCAAGCGCUACCACAUGCUGCCCCACGCGCGGCAAGAGAUGCAGACGCCCAGGACCCGGCCCAGACUUUCCGCUGGUGUAGCCGAGGUGAUUGUUUUGGUGGGAGGGCGUCAGGCGAUCGGGAUGAACCAGCGCUCGCUGACAGCAGUGACCUGUUUUAACCCCCAGAACAGUAAGUGGUACCCGCUGGCUAGCCUGCCUUUCUACGACCGCGAGUUCUUCAGUGUCAUCUCAGCGGGGGACAACAUCUACCUGUCAGGUGGUACGGAGUCGGGUGUGAUGGUGGCUGACGUGUGGUGCUACAUGUCCCUGUUGGACAACUGGAACCUGGUGUCCCGUAUGACUGUGGCUCGCUGCAAACACAACAGCCUGGUGUACGAUGGCAAGCUCUACACCAUCGGAGGACUGGGCGUAUCAGGGAACCUGGACCACGUGGAGAGGUACGACACCAUCACCAACCAAUGGGAAACCGUGUCUCCCCUGCCGAAGCCGGUCCACUCUGCGGCGGCCACCGUGUGCGGAGGAAAGGUGUACGUGUUUGGCGGCGUGAACGAGGCGGGGCGCUCGGCCGGUGUCCUCCAGUCCUACGUGCCGCAGAGCAACACCUGGAGCUUCAUCGAAUCGCCCAUGAUCGAUAACAAAUACGCCCCUGCAGUGAGCUUAAAUGGCUUUAUAUUCAUCCUGGGAGGAGCCUAUGCUCGAGCUACCACUAUCUAUGACCCAGACAAAGGCAACAUCAAGGCUGGUCCCAACAUGAAUCACUCUCGGCAGUUCUGCAGUGCCGUGAUCCUGGAUGGGAAGAUCUACGCCACAGGAGGCAUCGUGAGCAGCGAGGGUCCGGCCCUCGGCAACAUGGAAACCUUCGACUCGUGCACCAACUCCUGGUCGCUCCUGCAGUCGCUGCCGUGCCCGCUCUUCAGACACGGCUGCGUGGUCAUCAAGAAGUACAUCCAGAGCGGCUGAGGGCCGCUUGUGCCCUAUCCCACUGGGUCGAUGCCGAACACCAGCUGAGCUCCGGUCGUGGGACGAUGCGCGAAGGCAGCUUGGGGCAGGUCGGUCUGCGGCCUCCGGACUUGAUGCCAGCAUCCAUCCACCCCCCCACCCACGCCCUAAGCCCCCCACCCCCCAAAAGGCCCUGUGCAGAAUGUACUCAUGCUCAACUACUCGGCCAUGCCGGGUGGUGAUGCCUAACUUCCAGUACUGUACGUGUCAUGGUAGUAGUUCAUCCUCUCAUCCAACAGGCACAGGGGCCGUCUUAGUAAUUUACAAACUUUGUUUUAUGAUGUUGAGUUUUGUCUUUUCCAGAUCUCUGUGAACUCACCAACUCCUGAUUACUUUAACAAACUGAGCCUGCGCAGGGGAAGCCUUCGCAGAUCCAGAUUCUUGUCCGAUUGAGUAAAUUAUGUUCAGGCUUUUUAGUCUUUCAUUAGAGCGGAGGGUUUUGUUUGUGGUGUGUGAAGAUUUAUUUCAGUAGUGAAAAUAGAGGAAAAGAGGAGAAGUGAAAGAAAGGACUCGGUUCCUCUUGUGAAAGUGAAAUUCCUGCAGCCAGCUUGAGGUCAAGGUCAUUUAGAAAAAACGAAAUGAACUUCACGUAACCCAGUUAUUUUAAUGACUUGCUAAACAUAGGAAAAAACAUCCAUAAAAUCUGGGUCAGGUAGUGUCAAAAAGAGAAAAUCUGUAUUUUUCUUCAGUAGUUGCAACCUGAUUGAGGUAUCAUCUGAGUGGCCUGUUUUUCCACUUGAUUUUCACUCAUGCUCUCUGGGAAAAAACACUGAUUCAGAGAGAUGGAGGGAAUUCUCCCUUUCACUGACUUCUGAUGAGAUGUUGGAAUUGGGGCCAUUCCUCCGGAUAAAAGCACAAUAAUCACCUGUAACUGUUCUCAUUCAACUGAUCUGAUGAUCCAUGUUAAUCUCUUUCACCAGUAGCUCCUCCCACCUUCUUUUUGAUUUAUACAAUGUGUUUCAUUGCAACCCACAAAAGAUGUUGGGUUGGUAUUCUGUAAAUACAAGAAGGAAAUAUGUAUAUUUUAAAAACCUGAAGGCAAUUCUGUAUAAAUGUUUUUAGAAAAAAAAAAAGGAUAGGUUGAAAUCAAACGGUAUGUCUGUAAAUCUGUACCCAAAAAGAGGAAAUUAACAAUUGUUAUUAUUGAAACCUAAUACAUAUACCAGAACA
Molecule: messenger RNA, 4217 nt
Organism: Platichthys flesus (European flounder)
Lineage: Eukaryota; Metazoa; Chordata; Actinopteri; Pleuronectiformes; Pleuronectidae
Product: kelch-like protein 29
Exons: 15
Coding region: 393-3008 (871 amino acids)
Molecular function (GO): protein binding
Source: RefSeq, a predicted model, not a curated record